AAUCAAGGCAAAUCCAGAGUCAGUAUUGUUCCAAUUUUUUUAUUUUGCAAAAAAAAUUAAAAUUUUGAAAUAAUGAGAAUUUAACUCAUUUAAUUAAGAAAUUCGGGACAUUGUAUAAGCUGUGAGUGCAUAUAAUUGUGGAUCAAAUAUAGUGGAAUCAACUUAUCACGAGAAAAGAUAAGAUAAUCAAGUGAAAACAGCGAUUAACAAAAACAAAACAUUGAAAAAUUUUCAUAACAAGUCGCAGAUUUAAUUAAAUUACAUUUCACAAUGCCGAAUAUAUUGGAGAGUUUCCAAAUGUGUAUGUGGUUCGAUGUUAAUGUUAUAUCCAGAAGGAAUCUUCUGUCAGCUGUUGUAUCAUCAAUUUUGUUUUUUCUUGCAUGGUGGAUUGUGAUAGGAAUUGCAUCAACCAGUAAAGAUGGAACAGCACCAGAUUUUUCGUACUAUAUUUGUGGUAUUUUAGGGACAAUAUCCUUCAUUAUGGUCAAUACCGUAUCGAACGACAUGCUCAAUGGAACGGGCUAUGAAGGAGGAAUUUGUGGAAGUAAUGGAAUAAAAAUUUGGCUGUUCACAGGCUUCGUCCUUGGAUUUGCCUCAGUUAUCGCUAGUGUCUGGUUGUUGAUCUCAGAAUUUACCGACAAGUCUCAUAUCCAAGGAAUCGGUAUUGUGCUCCAAAACUUCUUCAUUCUCUUUGCAUCACUAAUCUAUAAAUUCGGUCGAAAUGAUGAGACUUCAUUUGGUGGCUUUUAAGUCACAAAAAUGCAUAAACCAAAGUUUUGAUAAUGAAUAUUUAUAUUCCAUCAGACUAAUCUCUUAAAUGAUGAAUAAAGUAUAAGAAUAAGAAGAAGAAAGUGAAAUUUGCGACGAAUGGAAUGAAGCUUGUAACUGAAUCGAUAUACACAUUUUUAUAAUUUAAUAUUAGAACAAGAUUAAUAUUAAUAAAGUCACGCAUUCAUAGUGCUUAAAUUAAUCAUUUAUACAAUUUUUCCUUAAACUAUGCAUAAGCUCUAAGUUACUGUGGAUAACAAUUUAAUGUCAAUAUUGAGAAAAACUUGCGAG
Messenger RNA from Chironomus riparius, 1059 nucleotides. The record is from the annotation of a GenBank genome assembly. Lineage: Eukaryota; Metazoa; Arthropoda; Insecta; Diptera; Chironomidae.